AUGGAUUCGGUCUCCCCAUCACUCGCAGAAAACGUGGGUGCCUUUGUUCGGGACUAUCCUGGCAUUACCUUAGUCACCAAAGUCGGAUUUUACAAGGAAGGUUUCAUAGAGCUCGGUAAUUGGCUUGCUGAUCACGCUCAACAUGUUCAUGAGCUUACCAACCAAUUGCAACGCCGCGUUGAGUUUGCCGUUUACAUGGAGAACAUCAGUGAAGAGUACUUAAGAAGCUUUGAACCUCCUUCUCCUCCUCCCCCUGUGCUUGAGCUUAGGAAGAGCUGCUCCAUUCUUGGUGAUCGUCUCGUGCUAGAUAUUAGACGAGACUACCGUGACAUGAGACGUCACCUUGUGAAGACAAUGAAAACCAUUCUCAAUGAAUUUUGUGAUCAGUUUGAAAGCAGGACCGAGAAAUUCGUCAAGAAAUGCUUUGACUAUUAUCACGAAGUGCCACGAGAUCAAAACGACGACCUCUUCAAAGUUGAGGGGAUGCACUUUUUGGCAAUCAAAACGGUGGUCAAGAAGCAGCUUACCGAGGUCAAGAUGCAGUUUCUCGGCUGUGUGGCCAAUGCUUUGCAUUACACUCUGAGCGACAAGAUAGACUAUCAUUUGUGUGGUGUACGCUAUCGCAGAGAAAUGACACAAGCUACGCAAAAGUUCUACGAAAGAAUUGAAGCAGCUAUGUCACGGGAGAAAAAGGCGUUCGAGGCCCGCUUUGACGUCGUGCUCAAAAGAGUUUACGGUGGACUCGAGUAUGCUGAUAACCCUCAUACCGGAUAA
This is a messenger RNA of Diutina rugosa, 774 nucleotides long. RefSeq lists its product as uncharacterized. The transcript has a single exon. The coding region runs from base 1 to 774 and encodes 257 amino acids. The record is from RefSeq and is a predicted model, not a curated record. Lineage: Eukaryota; Fungi; Ascomycota; Pichiomycetes; Serinales; Debaryomycetaceae.